AGACUCGGAAUCAGAGCGUGCGUGGUGCUAAUUCCCUUACUUGGGGUCACGUGGUUAUUCGGCGCAUUAGCGUCAACCCACAAAGCAUUCGCCUACAUUUUUGUUAUCUUCAAUUCCACUCAGGUGAGAUGCGAGCCCCCUCCUUUGCGCACCUAUUUUUUAGCUUAAAAAGUAAAUACUUAACCACAAAUCAAAGUCAAGAAAUUAAAAGAAGAUAUGGCAAAGCUCGAAAUUAUUUCACUGAAGAUGGCCAAGGAUUAUGUAAGUACAUUUUUUGGAAAACUUUGGUGACAGUCUUUCUUAUUUUCCUACCCGCAGGGAUUUUCCAUCUUUCUUCUUCACUGUGUGAGAAAUAGUGAGGUAAGGACAAGAUGUUAAAUGAUUGCAAAUUUUAUCAUCUCGUGUUGCCGAAUUAUAAGUUAAGCAAUGUUUUUAGUAACUCGAAUCCAAACACAGAACCAAAAUCACAAGGAAUUUACGAUCAAACCCCUCGAUUACGAACACCUGUUUAUUACGAAAGUUCUCAUGACCCAAAAACACCAAUAGCACUAGAGACAGUUGAUAGCGGAACCUCCACACGCGGGUGGCGGAGCCCCCAUUGCUAUAGAAAAUGGAAACCUAUCGAUCGAUGCGAGAAAAUUUGGUUAUGACGUCAGCGUACGUCCGUCCGUCCAAACUUCCUCACAGACUUGGCAGGGAACGAUCUUUUGAAUUAAUUCUCUUUGAUUAUCCUGCAGAUCAGAGAGAGGUUCAAAAGAAGAAUACGCGUGAUAUUUCCAGCUGCCAGCAAUGGAACUACAAGCGUUAAAAGACACUCUGACCUCAAUGGCAGCAGCAGCGGAAUCCUUUCCCUGCGAAAAAUUGAAGUUAUGCCCAUAAGUACCGAGAACCUAGUGAAAUCACUAUGA
Porites evermanni is the source of this 908-nucleotide messenger RNA. The record is from the annotation of a GenBank genome assembly. Lineage: Eukaryota; Metazoa; Cnidaria; Anthozoa; Scleractinia; Poritidae.